AUGCAGAAUAGUACAGGCUUAAGGAAGUCGAGCGAGACGAGAUAUAUCGAAGCUACUGAUACUAAAGACAACUCAAAUGAUAUAUUUCAAGAUAUGACUCCAUCAGCAUGUGACGGCAGUGGUAUCGAAAAUCUUACUUGUUCAUGCAAAAAUUCAACUAAUAUGAAUAUAAAAUCAACUAGUUCUGAACAAGCUCCACUUAGUGAUGAUAUUUGGGAAUCAGAAGAUGAAGAAACUCAUAAAUCGAAUGAAAGAAAUUUUGUACAUAAUGACAUAAUACGACAACAUAGAAAGCAAGGAUAUUUGGAUGGUAUAACGUACAACAAGGAAACAAAUUUACAACAGGGUUUUGAUAAUUCUUUUAGCAACGGUGGUCAAUUAGGAAUUGAUGUUGGAUAUAUAUUAGCCAAAGUUAAAAUCAUUGAUAAAAAAGUAGGUUCUAAUCUAUUAACGGAGUGUAUUGAGGAUUUGAGAAUUUCAAAAAUAUUUAAUGAUCAAUAUUUUAAUAGUGAGUUAGAAAUGAUUAAUGAUCAGCACGAAUUGAUUGAAAAAUGGCAGAAAAGGUUAAAAAAAUUGGAACCUUAG
Messenger RNA from Lodderomyces pseudojiufengensis, 585 nucleotides. It is a transcript of the gene YAE1, whose product is annotated as Yae1p. The record is from RefSeq and is a predicted model, not a curated record. NCBI's taxonomy places the organism in Eukaryota, Fungi, Ascomycota, Pichiomycetes, Serinales, Debaryomycetaceae. The transcript has a single exon. The coding region runs from base 1 to 585 and encodes 194 amino acids.